Messenger RNA from Sorghum bicolor (sorghum), 1737 nucleotides. Its product is annotated as nicotianamine aminotransferase A. Bases 118 to 1410 code for a protein of 430 amino acids. Gene Ontology annotation, biological process: amino acid metabolic process; biosynthetic process. The transcript is spliced from 8 exons. The record is from RefSeq and is a predicted model, not a curated record. Lineage: Eukaryota; Viridiplantae; Streptophyta; Magnoliopsida; Poales; Poaceae. Gene Ontology annotation, molecular function: transaminase activity; pyridoxal phosphate binding.
UCACACGACUGCCCCGCAUCACUCCUGAGCUCGCAGUGGCCAAGCCGCCCGACAACAAAGCCAAACAAACCUCUGUCGCAGUCGCAGCGCCCCAGAGCAACCACCGCGCCGCGAGCGAUGGAGAAGAGCGCCGGCAAUGGGGUGGCGACGUCUGUCCCGGCCUCGUGGAACUUCGAGCCCAACGAGACCCUGCUGGGCCUGACGGCGCUCUCGGUGCGCGGCGUGCUGGGCAGGGUCAAGGCCGGGAUGGUAGAGGCCGACGGCGGCGGGCGGCCGGUGGUCCCGAUGGGCCACGGCGACCCGUCGGCGUUCCCGUGCUUCCGGACGGCGCCGGAGGCCGUGGACGCCGUCGCCGGCGCGCUCCAGUCCGGGGAGUACAACUCCUACUCCACUUGCGUCGGCCUUGAGCCCGCACGGAGGUCCAUUGCUCAGUUCUUAUCCUGUGAUUUGCCAUAUACAUUGUCACCUGAUGAUGUCUACCUCACAAGUGGCUGUGCUCAAGCAAUUGAGAUAAUCUGCUCUGUGUUAGCUCGUCCUGGUGCCAACAUCUUGGUUUCAAGGCCUGGCUACUUAUUCUAUGAGGCACGCGCUGUUUUCAAUGGCAUGGAAGCACGAUACUUCGAUCUUCUACCUGAGAAAGACUGGGAGGUUGACAUUGAAGGCAUCCAAGCUCUUGCUGACAAGAACACUGUUGCCAUGGUCAUUGUCAACCCAGGAAACCCCUGUGGCAAUGUGUACUCCUAUGAGCACCUGGCCAAGGUUGCUGAGACCGCGCGGAAGCUUGGCAUAUUUGUCAUAGCAGAUGAGGUUUAUGCACACUUGACAUUUGGAGAGAGGAAGUUUGUGCCGAUGGGUGUGUUUGGUUCUGUGGCUCCAGUGCUCACACUGGGUUCCAUAUCAAAGAAAUGGGUAGUGCCUGGAUGGCGGCUUGGAUGGAUAGUUACCAAUGAUCCGAAUGGUGUAUUUCAGAUGACUAAGGUAGUGGGCAGCAUCAAGAGCUACCUUGAUAUCUCCGCUGAUCCUCCAACAUUUGUCCAGGGAGCAAUUCCAAACCUUCUGGAGAACACAAAGGAGGAAUUCUUCCAAAAAACCAUCAAAAUUCUAAAAGAAAGUGCAGAUAUAUGCUGGGAAAAGUUGAAGGACAUCAACGCAAUCACAUGCCCAAGCAAACCAGAGGGAUCCAUGUUUGUAAUGGUGAAACUGGAUGUAUCUUGCCUGUCGGACAUCAAAGAUGACAUGGACUUCUGCUGCCGGCUGGCAAAGGAAGAAUUAGUGGUUGUUCUGCCAGGAUGUGCUGUGGGAUACAAGGAUUGGCUUCGGAUCACCUUUGCAAUUGAUCCAUCUUCUCUCGAAGAUGGGCUUGACAGGCUCAAGUCCUUCUGUUUGCGGUACAAGAAGCUGACAAAGUGACAAGAUAAACUCACCGCUUCUGUGGGACGACACCAGAAAAACUGUUAUAAACUUGUACACAGAUAUAUGAUGUUGUAUCAUCUUCACUCGAAGAUGAUAUGUUUGAUCCUCCAGGUCUGUAGUAAUAAGCAAUGGGCUCUGCUUGUCUGUCAUCUACCCAUCUACUGUGAGUAGGCACAACACGAAUUUUAGGGGAUCUGAAGUGUACAAGACUCCACCUCUUGCAUGAUUCCAUCACGUUUGGUCUAUUAACUUUCGAAGUGAAACCAAUGCUUCCCUUGUACUCCCAUCGUUCUAAAUUAUAAGUCGACCUGUUGAGUUAUCCUA